GAGAGUCAACAGCAGAGUGAAAACUUCUGACAAUUAAAAAAUGGUAAAGAUAAAAAAAACGAGAACUGGCCAACUCAACGCUGUGGGCCACUGGGCGAAUGAUGUUCAGCUGAAGGCAGCAAUGCCUUCUUGAUUAUGAAAAUCGAUAGUCAGCUCUUUUCAACUGUUUGUCUGUCUGUCUGCCUGUCUGCAUGUCUGGGUUUUGACAUGUGAUAUUUAAGCAUUGAUGCUAUAAUUGCGCAUCAAAAAUCAAAGGCUAUCAUAACUUGCACUAUAUAAGGGCGUGGCGCAGGACUUUGGGCCAAUUGUGUAGUCUCGUCAUGCAGUUGAGUCUGUUGUUUGGCUUGUGCCUAAUCCACUGGCCGCUGGCCCAGCCCCUGCUCAGCUACAGGCCGUGCAACGAGUCCGUUGUGGCAAUAGGUGGGAUGGCAAUGAGAUGCGGCCAAUUAAUUGAUCAAGGCAAUUCAAUGCAAUUCAAUUGAAUGGAAUUUUUGCAGCACUCUCGCAGAUCAUCCACGGCCUGCAGCCGCGACAGCUGGCCAUACUGGCCAUGCCCAGCUCCCGUUGGCUGAGCGUGGACUGUGCGAACAACGACACCAUCCAAGUGGAUGACUUCAUACAGCGAUUGCAUAAGCUCUACUACAAGUCCGUCAUCUUCUAUGACACCGAGCUGUUCUUCGACUACAUCGAGGCGAAUCUGCUGGGCGCCAUCGAGUGCGUCAAUUUGAUAUUCCACGAACCGGAUGAGCUAUCGGCACGCAUACAGGAACGUCGACUGGCCCACCGCCUCAGUCUGUACAUGUUCUACUGGGGCGCCAGCAAGCCGCCGAAUGCGACGCGCGUCAACUUUGAGCAGCCGAUGCGAGCUGUGGUCAUCACUCGGCCGCGUCCCAAUGCAUUUCGCAUCUAUUACAAUCAGGCCAUGCCCACGGCCAAGAGUCAGCUGCGCCUGGUCAACUGGUAUGAUGGCGAGAAUCUCGGCCUUCAGAAGACCCCACUACUGCCCAGCGCCGCCACAGUCUAUGCCAAUUUUCAAGGUCGCCUCUUCCAUGUGCCCGUCUUUCAUUCGCCGCCAUGGUUUUGGGUGAGCUACAACAACGACAGCAACAACAUUGGAAACAACAUUGGCAACAGCAACGGCAAUGGUAACGGCAUCGAGGAGGAGUACGAGAAUGGGGGCUAUAAGAAGGCGAAUGUGACGGGAGGUCGAGAUCAUCAAUUGCUGGUGCUAUUGCGCCAGCAUAUGAACUUUACGUUCGAGUACAUUGAGGCGCCAGGCAGGACGCAGGGCGCGCUGCGUGGCACGGACGACAAUGGCGAGGCCAAUGACAGCUUCACCGGCGGCAUCGGCAUGCUUCAGAGUGGACUGGCGGACUUCUUUCUGGGUGACGUGGGCCUCAGCUGGGAGCGUCGCAAGGCGAUUGAGUUCUCAUUCUUUACGCUCGCCGAUUCGGGCGCCUUUGCCACGCACGCGCCGCGUCGCCUCAACGAGGCCCUGGCCAUAAUGCGCCCCUUCAAGCUCGACAUAUGGCCAUAUCUCAUUCUGACCAUUGUGUUCUCGGGCCCGAUAUUCUAUGGCAUCAUCAUCAUGCCCUACAAGUGGCGCAGGCACCGCAUUGCCAUGGACGUGGAACGCCUGGGCGAACUGUGCAUCCACAUGGCCUACAUCAAUGAGAUAACGCCCUGUGUGCUGAAGGUCAGGCAUAUGCGACCCGUCCGGCCGCCAACGUCGGCAGAGAUGCCGGCGCAGCUAUUUCAGCGCUGCAUUUGGUUUACGCUGCGUCUGUUCCUGAAGCAAUCUUGCAACGAGCUCUGCCACGACUACCGCACCAAGUUCCUGACCAUCGUCUACUGGGUGGCGGCCACCUAUGUGCUGGCUGAUGUCUACUCGGCCCAGCUGACCUCGCAGUUUGCUCGCCCGGCUCACGAGGCGCCCAUCAACACUCUGCAGCGUCUGCAGGCAGCCAUGCUGCGGGAUGGCUAUCGCUUGUACGUGGAGAAGGAGAGCAGUUCGCUAGAGAUGCUGGAGAACGGCACUGAGCUCUUUCGGCAACUGUAUGCCCAGAUGCGUCAACAGCAGCCGUACGAUCCGCAGGGCUUCCUCAUCGACUCCGUGGAGGCGGGCAUCAAGCUGAUUGCCGAUGGCAGGGAGAACAAGGCGGUGCUCGGUGGCCGUGAGACGCUCUACUUUAACAUACAGCAAUACGGAGCCAAGAAGUUUCAGCUCAGCCAGAAGCUAUACACACGCUACUCCGCGGUGGCUGUGCAGAUUGGCUGUCCCUUCUUGGACAGCCUGAAUGAUGUUCUCAUGCAUCUCUUUGAGGGCGGCAUAUUGGAAAAGAUGACAAUGGGCGAGUACGAGGCGCAGGCUCGCCAAAUGACCAAGGAUCAGGCACAGCAGUCGAAGGAGCUGGCUGCCGUGGAGAACGCCAAUGCCAAUGCGAAUGCCAAUGUCAUGAGCAAUGAGGUCAAGGACCAGCCACAGCACAACCAGGACAACGAGAUGAUUAGCGCCCUGAAUCUACGCAUGCUCCAAGGCGCAUUCAUUGCCCUCGCCGUGGGCUUUGUCACUGCAGCUCUGAUGCUCUUGCUGGAGCUCUUCUGGCGCCGCUUGAAUCUGGCGCUGUCGCUGCGACGCUGGCGUCUGCGCUGGCGGCGUCGCUGGCGUCGCGUCAAGCGGACGCUGCGACAGCUAACCGUGCGAAUCUUUGCGCCGAAUUUGGGUUGAUUACUUUAUCGCAUCGCCAUUUUAUGCAAAUCAUUAAGAAUGUGGUUUCGGCUGCCACUGUGGCACUAAAUUAUUGCCAGCCCAAACAGUGGUGCGAGGAGCGCAGAAAUCGUAUAUAGUGUGGGAAAUGCAAUAUGGAUAUUCAUAUAUAUUGAAUGUAUCAUUCAUAUGUAAUAGACUUUAUGCAGGAUAUAUCUAUAAUUGCUUACAUUUUCUAUUCAUAUUGAUAUUUCUAAUUUGAAUCAUAUUUGAUUUCUAUUAGUAUUGAUUUCUCUAUUUCAAUAAUAAUUAAUCAUUUCUGACAAAUAUUCAUUUAAUUGCAAUAUUUCAAUAGCAAAAAUAUAUAUAAUAUACAAUAUAAUACUUUACGCUUCAUCAA
Molecule: messenger RNA, 3107 nt
Organism: Drosophila mojavensis
Lineage: Eukaryota; Metazoa; Arthropoda; Insecta; Diptera; Drosophilidae
Gene: Ir40a
Product: ionotropic receptor 40a
Exons: 6
Coding region: 551-2728 (725 amino acids)
Cellular component (GO): membrane
Molecular function (GO): ligand-gated monoatomic ion channel activity
Source: RefSeq, a predicted model, not a curated record